This is a messenger RNA of Daldinia caldariorum, 2518 nucleotides long. RefSeq names its product actin-like ATPase domain-containing protein. The coding region runs from base 413 to 2125 and encodes 570 amino acids. The transcript has 3 exons. Gene Ontology annotation, biological process: xylulose metabolic process; D-xylose metabolic process. The record is from RefSeq and is a predicted model, not a curated record. Lineage: Eukaryota; Fungi; Ascomycota; Sordariomycetes; Xylariales; Hypoxylaceae. Gene Ontology annotation, cellular component: cytosol. Gene Ontology annotation, molecular function: D-xylulokinase activity.
AGUUACUUAGGUACAUCAUGCAAGACAUCCCUGAACCUUUUCGGUCUUCUAGAGCUCAUUCGACUUCCAGACCGCCAGGACAGGGACUAAUGACGUUUUAGCCUAAAUUGAUAGAGGGACUUCAUUGCCCCGCGAUACCGAGAUCUGGGUCAUUGGUGUCAUAUCAGCAGCAGCAGCACCUAUGAGACGUAUGAUCUGUAAAUCUUGCAUCAACAAGCUCCCAUGAACUUAAUAAAUAAUUCCGAUCAACUUUCCCAAGAGGGUCCAAAUCCAAAUUUACUAGACUAAUCCUCUGUUUUUAGAGCGUCAUUUCCAUGCAUAGAGUUUAGAGCUUUACGAAUCCUUACAAUCUCUAAUUUUGAUAUACGUUUGUAUCGAUUUACUGCUUUACUGAUUUACUAGCAAAGCAAUUAUGAGCACAGGGCCGUUAUACCUCGGGUUUGACCUUUCAACCCAGCAAUUAAAAGCAAUUGUAAUUGCUUCAGAUCUCAAGGUUAUCUCCGGGGCCAAAGUCGAUUUCGACGCCGAUUUUGCCGCCAAGUAUAAAAUCAAUAAGGGCGUACGGACCAACGAGGAUGAAGGUGAAGUGUAUGCUCCUGUGGCCAUGUGGGUUGAGGCCGUUGACCUCGUCUUAACUCGGCUUAAGGAAAAAGGAUGUCCUGUUGAGCAUAUCAAAGGCAUUAGCGGCUCUGGUCAACAGCAUUCGAGUGUCUACUGGAGUGAACAUGCCGAGUCCACUUUGAAGUCGCUUGAUAGUGAGAAGCCCCUAAUCAACCAGCUGCACAAUGCCUUCGCCUACGAAUUCGCCCCGAAUUGGCAGGACCACAGUACCCAGACUGAAUGCGAUCACUUUGAUGCUCACCUCGGCUCCAAACAGAAGUUGGCUGAUGCUACAGGGAGUGCUGCUCAUCAUCGCUUCACAGGCACGCAAAUUCUAAGAAUGAGAACGCGACGCCCUGAAGUCUACAAUAAAACUGCUCGAAUCUCACUUGCCUCUUCAUUUUUAGCCUCUCUGUUUCUGGGAGCAAUUGCGCCGAUAGAUAUAAGCGAUGUCACUGGUAUGAAUCUAUGGGACAUCGCCGGUGAGAAGUGGAACGAGUCACUCUUAGAGUUGACGGCAACUAAGGAGGGUGUGCCCGAGCUGCGGAAGAAGCUUGGUGAUGUACCACUAGACGGCGGUGGUAGUCUGGGAGGAAUUUCCUCGUAUUUCGUAAAACGAUACGGAUUCAGUCCCGACUGCCAGAUCGCACCUUUCACGGGCGAUAACCCCGCGACGAUCUUAUCCUUACCUCUGCGGCCGCACGAUGCGAUCGUCUCGCUGGGCACAUCUAGCACAUUCCUCAUGAAUACGCCUAGCUAUAAGCCCGACCCCUCGUACCACUUCAUGAACCACCCCACCACGAAGGGGCACUUCAUGUUCAUGCUGUGCUACAAGAACGGCGGCCUAGCGCGCGAGAAGGUCCGCGACAAGCUCCCUAAGCCGUCAGGCCCGGACCCCUGGGAGAACUUCAACGAGAAGGUGCUGGAGACGCCGCCGCUAGACGUGAAGAAAGAGGGCGACAGGGCCAAGCUGGGCCUGUACUUCCCGCUGCCGGAGAUCGUACCCAACAUCAAGGCCGGCACCUGGCGGUACACAUGCAACAGCACGGACGGCUCGGACCUGAAGGAGAGUCCGGACUGGGGUGCGGAGGCAGACGCCCGCAUCAUCGUCGAAUCCCAAGCCCUAUCGAUGCGCCUGCGCUCGCAGAAGCUCGUCUCAAAACCAGCCGGUAGGCCGCAGCUGCCGGCGCAGCCGCGGCGGAUCUACCUCGUCGGCGGCGGGUCGCUGAACCCGGCGAUCGCGCGGGUAUUCGGGGACGUGCUGGGCGGAGUGGACGGAGUGUACCGGCUGGACGUGGGGGGCAACGCGUGCGCGCUCGGGGGCGCGUACAAGGCGCUGUGGGCGCUCGAGCGGCGCGACGCGGACGAGAGCUUCGACGACCUGAUCGGAAAGCGAUGGAGGGAGGAGGACGCGGUCCAGAAGGUCGACGACGGGUUCCGCGACGCGGAGUUCGCGAAGUACGGCAAGGUCCUGCACGCGUUCGAGGAGCUGGAGAAUAAGAUACUGGAGGUCGCGCAUAAUUAACUACCUAACCUAACCUACCGACCUAAACCUUAGGGUUAGGUGCCUACCCAGGUACGUGAGGUUAGGCGAAAGCUUAUGUUCUAGGAGGCUGAUAAUAUCUUAGGUAUUUAUACCCGAGCAGGUGAUUGCGAUUUAGCGUGUUCCUGAGUAGAUCUCAUAUGUGUACCUAAGCCAGCCAUGUACUUUAGUUAGUGUCAGCUUAAGCUCAUUACUCAAUGCAGCAGGCGAUGUUUUUCACUUGGGGUUCUCAUAUUCUUAUAUUCCUAUAUGUGUAUAGGUAGUAAGCUAAUGCGACCAAUAUAAGAUCCAAUAUAGAUCUAAGUCAAUAGUUAAUACUAAUACUAUUGACAGAUAUAGUAACUAACUAAUCUAAUUAUAAUAGAUUCUUACGUG